This is a messenger RNA of Vigna unguiculata (cowpea), 483 nucleotides long. RefSeq lists its product as uncharacterized. Lineage: Eukaryota; Viridiplantae; Streptophyta; Magnoliopsida; Fabales; Fabaceae. The record is from RefSeq and is a predicted model, not a curated record.
AUGAAACUGGCUGGAGGUGCACCAGCAAAAAAACUAGUCGGAGAUCGACCUAGAGCCCCAGGUCGUGUGUUCGCCUUGACGACUACCGAGGCAGCCCAGUUAGGUAACUUAGUACAUGCCACUUUUUUGUUAUUUGAUCACGAGGUUGUUGUGUUGUAUGACUCAGGAGCUACCCAUUCAUUCGUAUCCAAUGAAUGUGUGAGGAGGCUCGGUCUAGUGAUGCGAGAGCUGGCAUGCGAGUUAAUAGUUGCGACACCAGCGUCUAGAGAGGUAUCCACCAUGUCUGUUUGUGUGGGAUGCCUUAUGGAGGUGGCAAGCCGCAGGUUCAAGGUGAAUCUCAUCUGCUUACCAAUGGAAGGGUUGGACGUGAUUCUGGGUAUGGAUUGGUUGGCCAGCAACCACGUGGUAAUCGAUUGCGGGCAACGCAAGGUGGUCUUCCCAAAUGCAGAAGGACUGGAAUUGAUAUCAUCGAACCAAGCAUAG